GGUUGCAGCAUCAUGCUGGCAUCGGUUGAUUGACUCUAGAACAGUUAUUCUAGUUUUAUAUUAGGAAACAGUUCAAAUCAUUUCUUCUGCAGGCACCGGAUAAACUGCGAGCAAAUAUUUUGAUACUUGGUCAACACGCCGGAAACGUCACUCAUUAAAAUUUAUUUUGUUUGCUGUUAGAACGAGUGCCGUUUUUAAACUCAUUAUCAGCAAAGUUUUCAUCGAGGAAAUAGGAUUUUAUCAACAAGUGAAUCACAAUGAAUCGCUUGGUUGCCUGCAUUGCACUGAUUGUCUUGGUUGUCCAAGUCAGCGGAACUAAGUUCACCGACUGUGGAUCCACAACUGGACAGGUCACCGGUGUCCAAGUAACAGACUGCCCGGACAGUGCUGAUACUUGCAUUCUAAAGAAGGGGACCACCAAAGGCAUAACAAUCAGCUUCACAUCAAAGGGUGCAUCGAAUUCUGCCAAGGCUGUAGUCCAUGGAGUCAUCGCCGGUGUACCUUUGCCAUUUUCUUUGAAAAAUCCUGACGGAUGCAAAUCUGGUAUUUCUUGUCCUGUUAAGAAUGGACAGAGUUACACUUACUCCAAUCAGUUGCUAAUCAGGAAUUCCUACCCUGCCGUUGGAGUCACUGUGAGGUGGGAGAUCCAAGAUGACAACGGGCGUGACCUCGUCUGUGUUGAAAUUCCUUGCCACAUUCAGUAAUGUGUUCGGAUUCUCUCCAAGUGUCAUCAUUGGAAGGAUUUCCUUUGUUUCAUAAUGAGUGCAAUUCAUUCAUAGAUUUUCAAGAACUGAUUUAUGUGCAGACAUGAAAAAAAUGUCGUUUCAUCAUAUAAUGAUAAAUUAUUUACGAUAGGAGCUAAUUAAUUUGGGUUUAAAAAUUGUUUUUGAAUUCAUCAGUGUAAGUUUGUAAAAAUCAAUGUUUUAGUUAUUCUCUCGGUUUAUGAGAAUAUUGAAAUCUUUAUAAUGUGUAAAUGUAGAAGUUUUGCUGUAAAAAAAAAAUUGAGUUCUGUGACCUGAAAACAAAAAGCUAUUUAUUAUUUUUAAAUUAAAAGAAUCUACAAAUUUU
Messenger RNA from Argiope bruennichi, 1068 nucleotides. RefSeq names its product NPC intracellular cholesterol transporter 2 homolog a-like. Gene Ontology annotation, molecular function: sterol binding. Gene Ontology annotation, biological process: intracellular cholesterol transport. Bases 258 to 704 code for a protein of 148 amino acids. The transcript is spliced from 2 exons. The record is from RefSeq and is a predicted model, not a curated record. Lineage: Eukaryota; Metazoa; Arthropoda; Arachnida; Araneae; Araneidae.